Salmo salar (Atlantic salmon) is the source of this 6895-nucleotide messenger RNA. Its product is annotated as alpha-protein kinase 3. Lineage: Eukaryota; Metazoa; Chordata; Actinopteri; Salmoniformes; Salmonidae. Gene Ontology annotation, biological process: protein phosphorylation; cardiac muscle cell development. Gene Ontology annotation, cellular component: nucleus. Gene Ontology annotation, molecular function: protein serine/threonine kinase activity; ATP binding. The record is from RefSeq and is a predicted model, not a curated record.
AUAGGGUCCCGCUGGCACCACAAGCAUGUGUAUGAUUGACAAUUGCAGUCAGAGCUUUGCCUCUGGGACUCUGAAAAGCCUAUCAAUGCUGCUUAGCUUGGUCAAAGGAAAGCAGUUGCCACUGUCUGAAUUACUUUGGAGUUUUGAUAAUUGUUGCGUUGCUUGAGAAAGGUGCAUACAGCUACUCUUACACCGGUAAGACACUGCAACUUGAAACUGGGGCUUUGAUCCAUGACAAGCUGAGCAUUUUUUACUCAAGGAGCAGUCUGCUGUAGUAGACACAUUUCCUUUAUAUUUGUGGGAAUAUCUGUUGAGUGGACAAUGACUUCCAGAAGACCAAUGACCCGCUCUUACUCUGGCAAUGGGAGGUCCGGCGGCAGCUACAAUGAGGAGGAGGUCAGCUCUUCGAAUGGCCGCUUGGAGAGCAGCAACUACCUCUCCAAUGUUAGGCCUGAAAACAGCUACUCAAGGUAUUCUCAAUCCAGGUCAUCGAGGUAAUGCAUACUUUUACAACACCUAUUCCAACUAACAUCUUAACCACACGUCCCGGUUUACCCCCAAGAGUGAAAGAGCAAAUCUACACCUGUUUUUAACACUGCUGAGUACAUUGUUUGGUGUGAUGGCUCAGCUGACUGAGGACACCCAGCCUGUAUUUGAGACCACCGUUAAAUCCAAGGCUGUGUCAGAGAACUGUAAUGUGAAGUUGACAUGUGUGGUUACAGGUAACCCAGCCCCAGAACUGACGUGGUACCGAGACGACAUGGAGUUGGACCGAUACUGUGGUCUCCCAAAAUAUAAAAUUGGCUGCAAUGGUAAAACUCACACACUCCAUAUUUACAACUGCACAGUGGAUGAUGCAGCCAUCUAUCAGGCUUCAGCCAGGAACAGCAAAGGCAUUGUCUCCUGCUCUGGGGUUCUGGAGGUAGGCACCAUGAGCGAGUACAAGAUCCACCAGAGGUUCUUUGCCAAGCUGAAACAGAAGGCAGAGAACAAGAAGAGGGAGUUGGAGGAGAGCAGGAAAAGGGGCAAGGAGAACGUCCAGAAGGAGUCUCGGGAACAGCAACCUCUCCGAAGCAGCCCGAUCCCCUCUCAGAGGAAACGCCGGGCCUCAAGCGUCCCUUCCUCACCACCAGAUGGGGAGGAGAUCACAGUCAGCCAGGGGGCAGCGGCUGUGGAGCAGCUAGUACCUGCUGUUGAAGAACCUAAUGGGGUCAGUGCUAAAGUCAGUGAACCGGCUCCAGUAAAACCUACAGAGAAUGUGAGCAACAUUCCCAACAGAGAAACCAGAGAACCCAAAAAGAAAAUAAAGAUCUCAAAUGGUGUAGAUUCUGGUGUUAUCAGCAGUAGUCAUACAGGACCGAGCAGUAAUCAUACAGGACCGGGCACCGGAGAAAAUUCAUAUGAUGGAGGGAUAAGUUUGUCUCAAUUUCUGGCAGAUACCCUUUAUUCACAGACUGCUGAAGAAAAGAUCCCUGCCCAAGUGGAGGAAACAUUGGCAGCGGAGACAAUGGAUACUACUGCUGCUGAUCCUAAAACAGAUGUGAGAGAGGAGAAGGGGAGAGAGAGGGAGGACAGAGAGGGGGCGGACAGAGAGAGGAUGCUUGGAGAACAGGAAAGAGAGAAAAUGAGAGGGGGAGAACUGUCAAUUGAGAGAGAAAAAGAAAGAGCAAGAGAGGCAGAACAGUUGCAUAGGACAACAGCACAUAGCAACACAGCCUCAGAAGUCAAAAUGGUGGCUAAGACGCAUGCCCACAAGGAGGGAGAUCAUCACGAUCACCACCACAUGCAGGAAACUCUUUCCAAUGUGUUCCACUCAGUCAAAUACUUUUUCUUUGGUAAGAGCAAGAAGGAUCAUGCUUCUCAUGAUCAUCAUGUGAAAGGUCAGGAGAGCGAGAGCGGUUAUCCAGUAGCCCCAACACAGCCAUACCCUAGCCUUCCCCAUCGACAUCCACAAGAGCAAGAUGGUCAACCAGAGGUGUAUAAAAACCCCACAGAGGAGACAGUACCCAUGGUGGUAGAUGGGCCACAGGAAGCCCCGAUAACUCUGUUACCACACCAGCAGCCAGAUUCAUUGGAGCGGUUGUACCCAGAUGAACACAAGUGUGGAAUUACUAUUUCACACCCAGAAGAACCCCCUUCAGCUUCCAAAAGAGCACCAGAGAGUGUGCCUGAUUCACUGGAGCAUGUUGAGCAGAGGGCCAUGGAUGUAUGUCUGGAGGUGAUCAGCAACACUACAGAGACAGUGCCCAUGUCUGGCCCUCCAGCCCUCAGUGAGGCUGCCGAGGAUCAGACCCAGGCAGACUCAGUCCCCCACACGGUUGUCUCAGCCCCACAUGAGAUAAACAUCCAAGUGUUUUCAUCCGGGACUGAUCAGGUGACAAGACUAAAUGAUAAAACUGAAGAUUUACACAAACAGGGUAUAUCUGACUCUACACGGAACCCAGACGCCAGCAGUGGAGCAGGUCCCCACAUGUCAAAUCUCACUAGUAUGGAUGACAGUGGGAGUGCUCCUAACAAUAAUGUCCUACCCACAGUCAGCCAGUGCCUCAUCGAAAGUGAAAAAGAGAAGGAAAUGCAUGUGGAUGAGAAGGGCAUUGAAAGUGUCUAUAAGAAUCAAGGAGAGAAAGGUGAUGUCAAAGCAGAGAAUCAACCAUAUCCCUCUUUAAAUGUGAGUGCAGGGAUAUUUUAUAUCAAAACACCUGCUAUAGAAGAGAGAAUUGAAACAUACAAUUUUAAAACACAAGAGCAGCAGACUCUUACUUUGGAUGAUAAAGUUAAUACACACGAUUCUAAAUCCCAAGACAAGUAUAUUGAUACUUUGCAAGAGAAUGUAGAGACAAUUUCUUCAAAAGCACACAUAGAAUGCAUCCCGGUUUUAGAGGAGAGUAAAGAGAAAAUACAUAACAAAGAGGAGGAGAUACAUUUCAAAAGAUUGGAGGAAUCUUCUCCCACUUUGCUGCAAAAGAGUUUAAAGAAUAGAGAUCUAAAAAUACCAGAUGAAUACCCUCCUGUGGCAGGGGAGAGCAUAGAGGACCAUGAUCUCAACACAAAAGGGAAAUCUACCUUAGCUUUAGAGAAAAGCGUUGAAAGUGCCUUAAAAGUGGAAUGUGCUCCUGCUUUGGAGAAAAGUUUAGUGGACUGUCCAUUUGGCAACCAGAAUGUGAGAUUACAGAGACAUGAGGUGCCAACCCUCACUAUGGAGAGACGGGAUGAAAUGGAAGAAAUUGUGACUGAGAUAAAGGUAGAAAUGCUGGGUGAAUCUAAGAGCCACUCAGAGACACAGCCUGUGAGAGGCUCUGCCAUUGUGUCCGCUGAGCAACCAGUGGCAGCAUCAGUUACCAGUCGAAAGGCUAAUGCCACUCAUCUGGGUGGAUAUUCUGGAAAUGUAACAGAGAUUAGAAUUGUAGAUUCUGCUCUUAAAAUCCCAGAAAUCAAAAUGAUUGUGACAGAACAACAGACAAAUGAAGAGCCAAUGAUUAUACCAAAUAUAGAGAUUACGGAACCAGAAGUCAAAGAGCCUACACAGCCAUUAAUACCUAUUACACCCAAUGAACCUACAUCAGAGUCAGCCAUUUUCCAAAAGGAUGAUGCAAACGAAGUUUUAGACAUAAUGAUCACAGAAAAAAGUGCAGCUUUUACCCCAGUGACAAUUGAUGUGACACCCACUCAAGAAAGUAAGCAGAAUAAUAUUAUCAUCGAACCAAUGGAGGAAGUGCAGGAAGUUACACCAGUUGAAGAGGCAAAAACGCCUAUGGCAGAGCAACCAACUAAUAGUGAAUGCCUCACAAAGACGGAUACUAAGUUAAUUCCUAAAAUAAAUGUUUCAUAUACUGAUGAUAGUGAACUAGACCAUGAGCAUCCACAAGUUAAGCCCCUCGUCUUAGAUACAGGAACGCCAGAGGAAGUACCCAAAGUGCCUCUGUUUGUGGUCCCUCCUAUUUCUGUAAUCUGCGAGGAUAGCCCUUUUGAAAGCAAAGAGCUUCUUAAAAAUGAGAGUAAAGAAUCAGAAUCCUUGGCGGCUAUGCUCAGGGGGGUCAAGAGUGAUUUAGAAAAUUCUUCUACCCCUGAGUCUGACAAACCCCAUUGUAUUCCACAAAAACAGACUAUAGAAACAAAGGAACGUAGCGCGAUAGACAACACCCCCUCUGUGUCAUAUAAAACCUUAAUGCCAACAGAAGAAACAACAAUCCAAAAAGCUGAGGACAUCAGUAUUACUGAAACUGAUAAGUUAAAACCACUCAAAGAGUCAAGGAUAGAGUCUUACAUCAUUGGCGAUGAACCAAGAGAAAGAAACCCUAUUGAGAGGCUUGCUGUCAAACCCCCAACACCCCCCAGGAGUCCCAGUACUCUUCGCAGGUUUAUGUCCAGGACUCCCCCUGCCAUUACUGUGGAUGACCCUGCUAACAGUGAGAAGGCAGGAUUGGAGCAGAGUGGUGGAGACACCCCAACGUCCUCCCUGUCUUGUGAGAGCAGCCCCAAGAUGAAAAGAAGGGACAGUCUGACCCUCAUCCGCUCUGCCACGGCUGAGGAGCUGGCGUCUGGAGCUCGCCGCAAGAUCUUCAUCCCCAGGGAGGGAGAAGGGGUAGUGGUGGCGCUGGGUGUGGGUGGUAGCCCACUGGACACCCAGGUCAAGGAGGCGGCUCCAUAUUUGUCACCCAGUCAGGCUCGCAGGGCAGCGUUCCUGCAGGCCCCAGCAGGCUCACAGACCCCACCGCUGGAGAGACGCUCCCCUCUGCUGAGCCGUAGGAAGGCAACUCUGGAGGUGCCUAAAGUUGUGGAGACCAACACAGAGGAGCCAGAGAGCCCAAAGACUGAGGUCAAACCUCCUGAGAAGGAGAAGCUGAACCCCUUCAAAGCUCCUCAGGUUAUCCGUAAAAUCAGGGGAGAGCCCUUCCCAGAUGCCUCAGGACACUUGAAACUCUGGUGCCAGUUCUUCAACGUGCUCAGUGACUCCUCCAUCAAGUGGUACAGGGACGAGGAAGAGAUAGUUGAGGUGAAAAAAAGUGGAGGUGAUGAGAGCCAAGUAGCGCUGGCCAUCGUCCAGACAUCCAGUCAAGAUUGUGGGGUGUACGGCUGCACAAUCAAGAAUGAAUUUGGGACUGAUUCAACUGACUUCCUUCUCAGCGUAGACUUACUUUCAGAGUACUUCCUGCGUGAGGAUUUAGAAGUUGGAGAAGAGAUAGAAAUGACUCCAAUGCUAUUCACCAAAGGCCUAGCAGACCCGGGAUACUGGGGGGAGAAGUUCUUUGGGCGAAUCAUGACACAAGAGGCCCACCUGGGAGAGGGCUGUGCACACAAGGCCUGCAGAGUGAAGGUCAUCUAUGGCCUGGACCCUGUGUUUGAAUCUGGAACCAACUGCAUCAUCAAAGUACAAAACCCCAUUGCCUAUGGGACCAAUGAGGACAGCAACCUUGCAGAGAGAAACAUGGAAAUGACUAAGCAGGAGUGCAAAAUCCAAAACACAGUUCGGGAGUAUUGCAAAAUCUUUGCUGCUGAGGCGAGGGUGAUUGAAAACUUUGGCUUUUCACUGGAAGUGAGCCCUCUUUAUCUGAUAUACCGCCCUGCCAACUCCGUCCCAUACGCCACUGUGGAGGCUGACCUGAAGGACAUCUUCCUCAAGUACUGUAUGAUGGAUGCCAAAGGCAGGCUGAUCACCAGAGCCACCUCAGAGGUGGAAAUGAAAUGUUGCUCCUUCCAGCAUUGGAUCCACCAAUGGACAAACGGCAACUUACUGGUCACUGGGCUGGAGGGUGUUGGACCAAAGAUCACCAAAGUUAGAAUCGUCACAAAAUUGAAGGGGUAUCAAGGCCUUACAGAGGAUGGUUCUCCUAAGGUGUUUGAACAGUUCCUGACUCAGCAUCAGUGUAACUACUACUGUGGGCUUCUCAGCCUGAGAACCCUGAAGCCCAUGGACACCCUGCAGCAGCCCCCCAAAAUCAAAGUCUCCCGGAGCCCCCUGCUCGGCAGGAAGUUGGGCUCGUCCAGCCCUCAGCUCAACAGGAAGUUGCGCUCAUCCAGCCCCCAGCUACAGAGAAAAGGACUGAACAGCCCCUUGACAACCAGAAAGCCGACCUCCAGCCCAAAGGUGCCAAGAAAGACUGGGGAGACAGAAAACAAGUCCACAGCCAAACCCAAUGCAGAUGACAGACUCAAAGUUGUGGUAUGAGGUAGAAACAACAAAAGGGAAUACAUAUCAAAACAGCUUCCCUUUUCUUUCACGCAAACAUUCAACUUUCUUUUCCUGUCACCUAUUACUGUAUUUAGUUUGGUUGAAGCUAAGAUGACCAGCAUGGCCUUGAACAAAAUGCAGCAGACUUUGUGCCUGAAAAGUCCUCAUCCAAGAGAAAAACAGGGAGAUUAGUUCAAAUCUAGGGAAUAGGUCAAUGACCGACCCUGUUGGAUGGUUGUGUAACAAUACUGUGAAUUUCUCAAUCACAAUCAGUAGUAAGAUACUCCCCCUUCUCCAGCUUACUAUUGAACUGCUGAACUGGUUAAUUGAGUGGAGGUACAGUACUUUUAAGGUCUCUUCAACUUCCAGCACUAAGGAAAUGGGACACAGUGAUUCAUCUCAGGUCCAGAACCCAGUGCUCUGUCCUCUGCAAAGGAGAAGAGACUUAUGAAGUGGUUGAAACAAUGGUGCUGGAUGAAAAGCGGUGGCUGUAAGCAGCGAUCUAAUAGCUUGAUGCAGAUGCAAGGGGAUUGGAGUGCACCAACUGCCUUGUACAUCUGUGAUGUACUGUAUAUGUCUUGGACAUACAGUGCAUUCGGAAAGUAUUCAGACCUCUUGACUUUUUCCACAUUUUGUUAAGGUACAGCCUUAUUCUAAAAUUGAUACAAUUAUUUUUUUCUCUCAUCAAUCUACACACAAUACCAAAUAAUGACAAAGUGAAAACAA